AUGUACUCAAAGACAUGCCUGGUUUUACUGGCCACAUCCUGGGCCUUCUUACAGAGUGUUCGGGCAGUGUCUCCUGCAAUUGACGACACAGCCCUGGACCCUCUUGACGAGCGGGCAAAUUUGCAGAAGCGCGCAACGCUGGAGGAGCGUGGAAGCCCCGCUGCUCUUAGCUCUUUCCUCUCUGAGGUUUCUGCGGCUCAAGCAACUCAAGCCGGCCAGGCUACGGCUGCACCCAGUGCUCCUGCUGGUGCUGCUCCGGGUGGUAGUUCUCCAGGAGGAGGUUCUCCCAGUGCUCCUGCCGGCGGUAUUCUCGGAGGAGCUGCCCCUAGUGGUGGUGCACCCAGUGGUCCCGGUGGUGCUCCUCCCAGCAGUGGUGCUCCUCCCAGCGGUGGUGCUCCUCCCAGCAGUGGUGCUCCUCCCAGCAGUGGUGCUCCUCCCAGCGGUGGUGCUCCUCCCAGCAGUGGUGCUCCUCCCAGUGGUGGUGCUCCUCCAAGUGGCGGUGCUCCCGGUGGUGGUGGUGCCUUUAUAGGAGGUGCUCCAAGUGGCGGUGGUGCUUCUCCAACUGGCGGUGCUCCCGGUGGUGGUGGUGUCUCUAUAGGAGGUGCCCCAGGUGGUGGUGCUCCAAGUGCUCCCGGUAGUGCUCCCAGUGGUGGUGCUCCAGGUGGAGGCGCUGCGUCUAGCCAUAUCAGUCCUUCGGGCCUAGGUGCACCUAGCGGCGGCGGAGCAGUUGUUGUGGCAUCUACUCCAGCUGUGACAAACACCAUCCCGCAAUCGACACCGAUAACUGUUGAACUAUGCCCGGGCUCGUUUUCCUCACUGUGUGCGGCUUGUCCCUCCGUCGUCGUCACGACAACUGUCACCGUCACUAGCUGUCCGCCUGCUGCCCCUCCUGCUGCCUCUCCUCCCACUGGAGCCGGAGCCGGGGCUACUCCUAGUCCUGGAGCUAGCGCUCCUCCUAUCGGUGCUGGUGUAGGUUCGGGUGCAGCUGCAUCUUCGUCCACACCUUCAGUCGGACUCAGCUCCCCGGUAUCAUCUCGCUCAAUUGGUCUAGGCAACAGCAUCAGCGUGGGACUUUCUUCUACCGGACUAGUCGCUUCACCAGCAGUCAGAACAUCGACCUCGUUGACCCCCACCAGCAGUGGUGCGGGUCCCAGUACAAGAGCUGAGUUAUCCAGCACGCCUCUGACACUUCAAACGUCGGCGACAGCUGGUUCUAGUGUAGGAGCUAGCGGAGUCUCGCCCGCAGCUCAAGCCACGGCCAGUUCGGGCAGACCAUUGAUCACCCCCGGUGUCGUGCGUCGCGAAAUUCUGGGUAAUAUGACGGCUGUCUUCACCAAUACGACCACCACCAUCUUCACGAAUGUGACCAGUCUCCUGAAUACCACUUCAACUGAGCUUUUGUCGACUUCGCUGUCUGAGGUGACUACGACUUCGAAUGCGGCAAUACCAGUUAAAUUCCGUCGACUACGGGAUCGGGGUUAG
Molecule: messenger RNA, 1482 nt
Organism: Penicillium lagena
Lineage: Eukaryota; Fungi; Ascomycota; Eurotiomycetes; Eurotiales; Aspergillaceae
Product: putative extracellular threonine rich protein
Exons: 1
Coding region: 1-1482 (493 amino acids)
Source: RefSeq, a predicted model, not a curated record